Molecule: messenger RNA, 1053 nt
Organism: Mycena indigotica
Lineage: Eukaryota; Fungi; Basidiomycota; Agaricomycetes; Agaricales; Mycenaceae
Product: BTB domain-containing protein
Exons: 2
Coding region: 13-1053 (346 amino acids)
Source: RefSeq, a predicted model, not a curated record
CCAAUAUCCAUUAUGAACGCCCAGCCCAACUUGAAUGUGCCACGUCGAAUUCCAGAACUCUGGUUUGAAGACGGAAAUAUUGUGCUCCAAGCUGGUAAUGUGCAAUAUCGGGUUUUCAGAAGCAUACUCGCUCGCCACUCGCCUGUGUUCCGAGAUAUGUUGUCCUUUCCGCAACCUGCUGACGGAGAAGUUGUUGAUGGAUGCCCCCUUGUGCGAAUCCCGGAUCCGGAGGAGGAAACUACGCCAUUCUUAAGUGCUCUAUUUGACAUAGAAUAUUUCCCUCCUUUCCCAGCCCUUACAACCGCCUUGAAACUGUAUGGGUGUCUCCGACUCUCACACAAGUAUGAAGUACUUGAGCUGCGCAAGCGCGCUUUAAUCCAUCUGAGCUCGCGUUUCCGGACCGAGCUCCAGCAACACAAUCGCGUUCGCCUGCGGACGUCGUCGCUGAGUGACCUCUCGCAUCCAGUGUCGAAUUAUUCAUCCUGGGCGAUGAGUUCGGACGACGACUUCCUGAUCUGUCUUGUCCAGCUCGCACGUGAAGUCGACGCGUUGUGGGUCCUGCCGCACUUAUUUUACCAACUGGUCGUCGGCGGUCUUCGGAGAGCUGUCUAUAAUGGUGUCCAGUUCGGUGGAAUUGCGGGCGAUCUAUCCCCACAGGACCAAAUCAACGUCGAAAUAGCCCUGCACUCUCAUACAUCAGCCUCCUUGGAAAUUUUUCACUGUCUGCAAACCCCGGGCCCCGCACUAAGAAGCGCUUGUCCCUCCUCAAAAGACUGUUUGGAUCGGUGUUUACGGGUCGUUUCGAGCAAUCAAUGGAUGCUCCACGAGUACCUGCGAGAUCCGCUGACUAUCUGGGCAGACGGCGACUGGGCCGCCUUCGAUGAAUUGGGUCCCAAGCCGCAUAUUUGUCGAAUCUGUUUGACGGACUUGAUGUCUCGGGUGAAGGCAAUAGAAGAGGGCUUUUGGACUGCACUGCCUGGGCUACACGGGCUUCCCCCUUGGAAUCAGCUGAAUGAAAUGAAGAAAGCGGCAAUCGGAGACGAGUUUUUAUAA